AGGAGGAUCGUCAGAAUCUAGAGGUUUUUAUUUAUUAAAAAUGAAUUCAGAUAAAACCGUGGUGUGUGGAUUUGUGGUUCUUGCAGUGAUACUACAAAAUACCGUUGCAGUACCUAUGCCAGGAGAUGAAGUAGAAAAUGAAUGUGGGCAUAUUGAAAUUGAGGAGCCAGAUAAUCUGUACAUAGGAAGAAACGUCACAAUAACUUUCCGCCCCCAAAAAAUUAAGAACGAAAACCCGGUAUUGCUUAACUCAAACACUAAAUAUUUUAAACACGAAUGUUUAAAUGGAUGUAAAACGUCACCAUUCGUAUUUGUUCUCUUCGAAUGUCCGGACACCCUUAACAACGCAGACUUUUAUGUGGCAUAUGGCUGUCACUCUGGUUAUGUUCGAACGCGUUUAAAAACACUGACGGAUUGUGGUGCCUCGUACAUACGGACAUGCAAUCCAAAGAUCGGUCAGGCAGAGUUUGUAUUCAUUCCAACCGAUGCUGUAAAGAAAUUCACAGAUGGAUACGUCCUGUACUGGCUUGAAACUAAUCCCAAGACUGGUUUUGAAUUUAGAGUCAACAUUUCGGAACAUAAUUACGAACAACGCAAUGAAAGCAAUUGGGCAUACGUGUUAGUAAUUCAUGACGUCAUCAGAAAAAAUGGAUAUCAAUAUCGUGUCCAGUGCACUGACAGGCCCAUAAAAAAAGGUCCAGUAAAACACACAGAUAUCAUUACCCUAGACACACGUUCACCUGUAUCUCCUGUCCUUGGACCUCUCGUGAAUAUCGAUGACUGUACAGGAUGUCUUCAUGUUAAUACAAGUCGCAAUACUUACAAAGACAUAUUUUGCACAAGUCACGGGGCAACCAAUACAAGAGUCACCCUUAAAAUAAAUGGAUACACAUACCGUACAGAAAACGAUGCUAACGGAACAUACAGGACUAUCUUCACAUCCUCUUUUGAUGAGAACGAUCAUUUGAAACAAGUUGUGUGCUCUGCAGCAACAUGCGGGCAGCUCAACACAAGUGCCACACUUUAUGUUGCAGUUCAGUCAGAUGGACCGAAGCUUAACAUUCCUGUAUCUGUCUUAUACAAAGGAGUUCAACCAAACAUUACAUGUUCGUCUAAAGGAGGACGUCCAAAAUCAGUUUUGACAUUCUAUCUCAACGGCAAUGAAAUAUCGUCUACCCAGAUAGAUCAGUAUGACAACACUAAGCGCACUUACAACAGUGUUGCGACAGUAACUGACGUUCCCGAUAAAAAUUGGGAUGGAGCAGAGAUACGCUGUUCACAAAUUCAAAUACAUAACGUAUCUUCGAAACAUACACGCCCAAUUAAAGUGACAUAUACAUAUCCACCAUCGGAUAUAACAAUAGUGGUUGACAACUCCAACCUUAUACGCACAAGCGGGAAAGACUAUCCAGUUGAGGUUGCAUGCAAGUCAAGUGAAACAAAUGCGAAGUGUAACAUGUCGUUGACAACAUCCAGUAAUCGUCCAAUAUAUCUCAAAUCACCUAGAAAAACUUCAGAAAAUCCACUCAUUAUUUAUAAUGCGACGAUUAACGGAUCACUUGGAGAACGUGAUGUGACGAUAACCUGUUCAUUAUACUGUGAUCACUUUGAAAAAGUUAUUGCAUCUACGAUCAUAAACCUACCACAUCCACCAAAAAUCCAGAUUAAUACAUCAAGUCCACUAAUAAUCGAAGAAGGGUCAACACAACAGACCACGUGUCUUGCGGAUAGUUACCCACCUUCCAACAUCACGUGGAGUUACACACAAGAUGGACGAGAAGAAACGAGCUCUUGUAACGGAGCCACUUUGUGCUCUGUUCUUGUGUCAGGUUUACGGGACGGAGAGAAACGGGAAUAUAUGUGCUCCGUGGUGCAUAUGUUACUUGCGUCAAACAAGUCCUUCGUUGCUGAAGGAAGAGCCCGAAAGUCCGAGAUCACACAGGACGAACAAGGCGGAAGCAUGGCAUUAGUGGGCGGCUUAGUUGGAUCCUGUGUGUUACUGGCAGGAGUAGCAGCCAUGAUCAAAGUGUGUUACUGGAAACGACGGCAACAUAAACGAAGAACUCAUCGAAAUGAUACAGUGCAGAGGUCCCAUGAAAUACACGUUUCUGGCACCAAUGAUGACCAACUCGUUGAGUACGCUGUUGUGUCGAAGACCAGUAAAAGCACUGUCUCCGAACACGUGAAUGCUUCUGUACAGAAGUCUAUUGUUUCAAAAGCAAACACAAACAUUCCGUCUGCUCACGUUGGCCGUGCCGGUCCAAAAACAGUGGUCUCCACGAAUACCCUUACCGUAAGCACGGCGGAUGAAUACGCAGUCGUCUCGAAGACUUGUCCAAACCCAGCUAUUGUACGCGCAAGAGGCAAAGCGCCACCGAAAACGGAUGCGAGCGGUGAUCAGCUAGUAUACGUGGAGUUGGACAGAGAUGUGCUGGAAACAAGACCUUCAGCGGCCAGACCUGUGCAGGAGGAGGCUGUAGAAUAUGUGGGCAUUGACUUCUCAAAGACGGCGACAAUUGAGAAGGACGACAACAUUUACACAAAUAAAUGAUUGGUCUGUAUGGCGAUAUUGCAUUAUAUUCGGAGUUGAAUGAAGGGGAAUAGAGUGUACGAACGUGCUCCAUGAAAACGCGAGGAUAACUAUAGAUAUGUUUGAAUAUUUUUUACUUCGCACAUCGUUCGUUCUUUGUUUUACAUGCCGUUUUUCAAUAUGUGAAUAGUCGCAUAUACCAUAACUUUAUUAUAAACUUAUGUGUAAAUAAGCUCAUCCAUAAAUAAGAAUUGCUAAAUAAAAAGGGAAUUUAAAAAAAUAGAAUACAAGUAAAUAAUAUGAAAAAGAAAAUUCAGCCUAUUUUGUUCACUUUAGAUACAUACGUUUUAGAAUGUAUAUGUAUGCUACAGACGUAUUUAUAACUGAACGGUAUGUUAUACGUAACAUUAAAUCACAGUAUGAGUGGAAUUAAUAAAUGGCAGAGUUUGAAAAAUAUAUUUAAACAUUGUAAACAUGUUAUCAGCAUAACAUACGUAAUCAAUGUAAAGCUUUUAUUAUCAUAUUGAUUUAAGUUUGCAUAUUGCACGUGAUCAUUGCAAUAAACAAUCGUUUAAUUUGA
Messenger RNA from Dreissena polymorpha, 3110 nucleotides. RefSeq lists its product as uncharacterized. The record is from RefSeq and is a predicted model, not a curated record. Gene Ontology annotation, cellular component: cell-cell junction. The coding region runs from base 41 to 2551 and encodes 836 amino acids. Lineage: Eukaryota; Metazoa; Mollusca; Bivalvia; Myida; Dreissenidae. The transcript has 12 exons. Gene Ontology annotation, molecular function: cell adhesion molecule binding. Gene Ontology annotation, biological process: cell-cell adhesion.